AUGUUCGCCGACCUUCUAGAAGCUACACAAGACUUCAACGACGAGAGCCUUAUCGCCGAGCUCAAAGACGGGAGUGUGGUCACGAUCAAGAAACCGAUCCACGUCAGGUGGCAAGGGGAGCGCGAGUUCACAGUUGAGAUGGAGACGAUCCAGAAAAUCAAACAUCGGAUCAGGGAAGAACGACAUCUCGUGUACGAGUACAUGAAGUACGAGAGUUUAGAAGAUGUUUUGCACCACCAGAAGAAAAUUGGGCUGAAAUUAAACUGGCCAGCGAGGCAUAAAAUUGUGAUCGGGGCCGCUCGGGGACUGUGA
Striga asiatica is the source of this 312-nucleotide messenger RNA. The record is from the annotation of a GenBank genome assembly. Lineage: Eukaryota; Viridiplantae; Streptophyta; Magnoliopsida; Lamiales; Orobanchaceae.